UGCAAGAAGUGUGCAUUUCUUUUCCAAUUUUGGAAUCCAAAACAGUUGAAGAGAGUUCCUCUAUUUGUAAUAAUUUAAAGAUCUGACCAAAUAAUAAUUUUCAAUGAAUAAUAUAUUAGUCAUUGAUGGUAGUGUUCUUGAAGGUGGUGGCCAAAUAUUACGAAAUGCAUUAAGUCUAAGUUGCAUAUUGCGAAAACCUAUAAAAGUUAACAAAAUUCGUGCCGGUCGUCCGAAACCCGGAUUGGCAGCACAACAUUUGUUUGGUCUAAAUCUCCUCCAAGAAAUCACAAACGCUAGAGUAACUGGCAAUGCCAUUGGCUCAACGUCAAUCGAAUUCCAUCCAGGAGAAAUAAAAUCUGGAAAGUAUUUGGCCGAUGCCAAAACUGCAGCUAGCAUUUCUCUCUUAAUGCAAGUUACUUUGCCAGUUUUAAUGUUUGGUAAUCAAUCAUCCGAAUUAGAACUUAGAGGUGGCACUAAUGCAGCCAUGGCUCCGCAGGUCGACUUUAUUUCAGAAAUAUUUCGACCGAAUUUGGAAAAAUUCGGAGCAACUUUCGAUUUUGAACUUUUGCGCAGAGGAUACUUCCCCAAAGGCGGGGGACAUUGCAUUGUUACAGUUCCACCUGUAAAGCAAUUGAAUCCUAUUGAAAUUAUAGAUUUUGGCAAUGUCCAAAAUGUAUUUGGUUGGAGUUAUGUGGCUGGUCCACUUCCUCUCCAAAUGGCUGAAGAGAUGAAAAAAGGAGCCAUAAAUUCCCUUAAAAGGGUUUAUCGUUCAGACCAAAUUAAUAUUGAAGCAUAUAAAGAAACUGAACAAAUGAGUAGAAAUCCGGGAUCUGGAAUAAUACUUGGAGCUGCAACCAGUUCGGGUUGUGUUUUAGGUUCUUCGGCUUUGGGUGAUCGUAAAAUUCAACCAUUGCAAGUUGGUGGGACAGCCGCUGAGGAGUUGAUGACUUCUUUACAGAAUAAGGAAUGCACUGACCAACAUGUUCAAGAUCAAUUGAUUAUUUAUAUGGCUUUGGCGAAUGGGACAAGUUCGAUACAAACUGGUAGAUUGACUACUCACACGUUAACUGCCAUUCACAUAGCUGAGUUGAUGACGGGGAUUAAGUUUGAGACUUCGGAAGAUCCGUAUGCGGGAACUUCGAUUGUCAAAUGCAAAGGAAUUGGAGUUAUUAAUAGAUUUUUAUAGUUAGAUUAGAUAUAAUAAUAAAUUAUAAACCAAAACCAA
Molecule: messenger RNA, 1225 nt
Organism: Episyrphus balteatus (marmalade hoverfly)
Lineage: Eukaryota; Metazoa; Arthropoda; Insecta; Diptera; Syrphidae
Gene: Rtca
Product: RNA 3'-terminal phosphate cyclase
Exons: 1
Coding region: 104-1186 (360 amino acids)
Biological process (GO): RNA processing
Cellular component (GO): nucleus
Molecular function (GO): RNA-3'-phosphate cyclase activity
Source: RefSeq, a predicted model, not a curated record